CUCGAAUGACUGAGGAAACUACAACUAUGGCGGUUUAUUGCUUUAACGGGAGUUGUAGUGUUUUGUCACCCAGACGGUGGCGAUUCAACGGGACUACUUGGAAGAAAACUUUCUAAGAUUUUCAUCUGAGAGGAAAAGAAAUCAAACGGAGCCGGGAUCAGGGCAGGUAGGGGACCUGGACGUGCAUCCACACCCACGAAGGAUGCUCUGAACUGAGCAACAUCUGCUGAAGAGUCCCCCCUCAACGCAGCUAUGGCCUCAGCGACAUCCAGCCCGGGACCUGCGUCUCUGGGCUCCCAGGUUCACGCUGCAGCUGUCAACGGAGACAGGAGCGCCCUCCUCAAACUCAUCACAGCAGAGCCCUCGCUGCGGGACCGUGAGGACCAGUUUGGCCGGACCCCUUUGAUGUACUGUGUGCUGGCUGACCGCCUGGAUUGCGCAGAGAUUCUGCUGAAGGCCGGAGCAUCGGUCAACAAGACGGACCACAGCCAGCGCACCGCUCUGCACCUCGCUGCACAGAAGGGGAAUGGGCGUUUCCUGAAGCUGCUGCUGUCCAGGCGCGCUAACUGGCUGCAGAAAGAUUUAGAGGAGAUGACCCCGCUCCACCUGGCCACCCGACACCCCUCCCCGAAAGCCCUCGCCCUGCUCCUCAAACACAUCGGACCUGGAGAGGUUGACACACAAGACAAGAACAAGCAAACUGCUCUCCACUGGUCUGCGUUUUAUAACCGACCGGAACACGUCCGCCUCCUGAUCAAGCACGACUCCAACAUCGGCAUCCCAGACAGCGAGGGCAAGAUCCCUCUGCACUGGGCGGCGCACAGUCAGGAGCCCAGUGCUACGCAAACUGUCCGCUGCAUACUGGAAGCGGCUCCCACUGAGUCCCUGUUGAACUGGCAGGACUACGAGGGGCGGACGCCGCUGCACUUUGCGGUUGCUGACGGUAACGAGGCGGUGGUGGAGGUGCUGACGUCUUACGAGGGCUGUAAUGUGACAGCUUAUGAUAACCUCUUCAGGACACCGCUGCACUGGGCGGCUCUGCUCGGCCAUGCCAGAAUCGUCCACCUGCUGUUGGAGAGAAACACAUCAGGCACUAUUCCUUCAGACAGCCAGGGAGCAACACCCCUGCACUACGGUGCUCAGAGCAACAAUGCUGAGACAGUGGGUGUGUUUCUGUCCCACCCGUCUGUGAAGGAUGAACCUGAUCUGGAGGGGAGGACAGCCUUCAUGUGGGCCGCCGGAAAGGGCAGUGAUGAUGUCAUCCGCACUAUGCUGGCCCUCACCCCUCACAUUGACAUCAACAUGGCCGACAAGUACGGCGGCACCGCGCUCCAUGCAGCCUCCCUGUCAGGCCAUGUGAGCACAGUGAAGCUGCUGUUGGAGAGGGGAGCGAUGGUCGACUCUCUGGAUGUGAUGAAGCACACGCCGCUGUUUCGGGCUUGUGAGAUGGGACACAGAGAUGUCAUACUCACACUCAUUAAAGGUUCAGCACGUGUGGACCUGGUAGACGUGGACGGUCACACAGCUCUGCACUGGGCAGCUCUGGGAGGGAACGCUGAGGUCUGCCAGAUACUGAUGGAGAAUGGAAUCAGUCCCAAUGUACAGGACCAGGCAGGACGGACUCCUCUGCAGUGUGCUGCUUAUGGAGGCUACAUCACCUGCAUGGCUGUUCUCAUGGAGAACAAUGCUGAUCCAAACAUACAGGACAAGGAGGGGCGAACUGCUCUCCACUGGUCAUGUAACAACGGCUACCUGGAUGCUGUGAAACUGCUGCUGGGCUACAACGCCUUUCCUAAUCACAUGGAGCACACUGAGGAGAGGUACACCCCUCUGGACUACGCUCUGCUGGGGGGGCACAGCGAGGUGACUCAGUUCAUGCUGGAGCACGGCGCUCUGUCCAUAGCAGCCAUCCAGGACAUCGCCGCUGCCUCCAUCCAGGCUGUCUACAAGGGCUACACCGUCCGCAAGGCCUUCAGGGAGAGAAAGCAGCUCCUCAUGAGGCAUGAGCAGCUGCGCAAAGAUGCAGCCAAGAAACGAGAGGAGGAACAGCGGAGGAGAGAAGCUGUGCAGCGAGUCUCAGUGGUCGCUGCAGAGAAACGGAGGGCCCCUUUGGUGAGAGCAGAGCAGGAAAAGCUGUCCUUGGUAAACAUUAUAGAGGACUUAACCAUGAAUGACUCAGUGGUGGAAACGAAGAAAUCAUCCAGAGCUGAACGCACUAAGAGCAAAGAGGAAAGGCUCAAAGCCCACAAGAGCAGAUCCUCCAGAAGAAGUAAGGCAGCUGAACCACAUGAGGCUCAUGAUGCUUCAAGCCUCCACAGACACGUGACAAGUGAAACUGUGCCCGCUGCUCUCCAGACCACCAGGCUGAAGGAACUUCUCUCUCCAGCCUGCUGCAGCCAGCCACCCAGUCUCAAACCCAGACCGCCCUCAAUCCCCAAAGUCAGGGAACGACCUGCCUCAAGCACAUGCAUUCCUGCAAGCGUCGCAGCGACAGACCAAACUGACACUAUUACCAGAGAAUGCAUCCUUCAAAAAAAGAGAGACCCUCACAUGACAGUACAGACAGCCCCCGGCAAGACUGAUGCCCACUGUGCUCCACAAAAGCACAGAAACCACAAGGAGCAGACUUCAGAAAAGGCCGUCACCAAAGACCAAACUCCCUCAUUAAGGAGCAGUUCAUCUUCAGACCACAAAAGCCCCUCGAGAAAGACUCUGUCUGCCACACACGCACCCAUCUCGACACGCACACACGGGGAGCACAACAAAGAGCAGCGCAGGAGGAGGAACGAUGCUGCAUGCAUCAUCCAGCGAGCCUGGCGAAGGUUCCACGCACACAGACAGAGAGAGGUACGAGCCCGCGAGGAGGCAGCGUCAAGUGAUACAAACCACGCCCACAUCAGGAAGAAGAUGGAAAUCCAACCUCAACCCACCAAACUGUCAGCGAGUAAGAGCUCGGUGCUGCAAAGCAUCUACGGAAACUCUAUGGCCAGACGAGGGCGUUCACUCCGGGGCUCUCAGUCUCAGCUGCUCCUGGACAUGCCCUUACGCACCCAGAGCCAGUUGAGCGGUAUAGACUGCGUGCACCUGACCGAUGCCGUGAAUCAAGCCCGGCAGUACUCUUACCACUUGAGACCACAUAGUGCUGGACAGGGGACCAGAGGCCGGGGAAAACAUUGAAGCCACACACACGCACACGCGCACACUUUCAUAUGUUCUUUGAUGUUUUCUCAGCUGGCUGGCGGCCUCUCCUCUAUAGAAUUACUUUACACAUUGUUCGCUCAAUGUGGCGAGCGUUCUAAAAUUAAGCCAUAUGACAUCAGAGCCAUGACCUCACAGGGUGGGGUUAAGUCUACAGAAAAUGGUGUGUGUAAAAGAUAACCUUUCAUCCAUUGUGGAAGGAACACAUACACACGCCAUCUCCCUCGUUCUCCGUCGCUCUCGCACACACACUGAGAUAACCUUUCCUCCUGUUGUGGAGAAUGAGGCAGUCUAUCAACAGCCGGUCAUACAGAUAGCCCACCUGCAGCCACGGACACACACACACACACACACACACACACACACAGUUACUUUCUACACAACAGUCUGGUUUCUAAGUGCUUUACCUCUCAAGAGAAAGAUGUAUUUCUCUACUCUGCAGUUUUUUACUUUACUAUACAUUUGCAAAAAAUAAUCCAUCAUGUAUAAUUUUAGAUGUACCUCAAUUUCUUGUUGUUUUUAUUGUAUUAUAUGAAAUAAAAUAAAAAUUGACACAAAACACAG
Epinephelus moara (kelp grouper) is the source of this 3762-nucleotide messenger RNA. It is a transcript of the gene invs, whose product is annotated as inversin. The transcript is spliced from 19 exons. Lineage: Eukaryota; Metazoa; Chordata; Actinopteri; Perciformes; Serranidae. Gene Ontology annotation, molecular function: protein binding. The record is from RefSeq and is a predicted model, not a curated record. Gene Ontology annotation, cellular component: ciliary inversin compartment. Bases 253 to 3177 code for a protein of 974 amino acids. Gene Ontology annotation, biological process: protein localization to ciliary inversin compartment.